GUCCUUAUUUGUCAUGAUGGAGCUCAAGCCCAGCAUGGCCAGUUUAUAGUUUGAGCCCCGGUCAGUUCAAGAGACAACGUACUCUCGCGUUGUUCACCGUCAAGCCCCUCUGACAGUCGGGACUGGUCUCAUCACAACAUCAUCAGGGCGUUUCAGGCAACGCUCAGACGACCAGUAGCGGCCCCCCCUUAUCUUGGUAUCGGUCCACCCUGCAUGGGACAGCAGUUCCUCUCCAGACAGAUGACAUGAAAUGUUGAAGUUGUAAAAAUGAACAAACCCAAAAUGGCCACAGAGAAAGGCGUUCCCAGUAACUCCAGAGUGCUGAUGCUCCUGGGCCAACUGGAGAGGAUGAAUGGAGAGGCCAUGAUGAGGGAUGUCGAAACGGCAAGACAGGUCACUGCAAAGAUAUUUCAUCUCAUACAGACACAGGAGAAGAGCGGAAAAGAGGUGAUGUCCAAAGGCUCCAGUGGCAUGGAGGUCAUUCUGGCUUCACUGGAGAACACCAGGGAUGUCCAGACCACUCUGAACAUUUUGUACAUUCUCAGUGAGCUGCUGACUGUGGGCAGAGGUCGCAGGGUUGGAGUAUUUGUGUCUAAAGGAGGAACAGGAGUAUUAUUCCAGAUUCUGAUCACUGCAAGUAAAGAGCUGCCUCCCAGUGAAGAACUCAUGCUGCAGCUUCACUCGCUGCUUGCCAAGGUUGGCCCAAAAGACAGAAAGUUUGGAGUGAAGGCGCGUUUGAGCGGAGCGCUGAAUGCCACAGUCAACUUAACGAAACAGAACCUACAGAAUACCAAACUGCUUCUGCCCUGCCUGCAGGUUCUCAGGGUUUACUCCACCAACUCGGUGAAUGCUAUUUCUUUGGGCAAAAAUGGAGUGGUGGAGCUCAUGUUCAAGAUUGUGGCGCCGUACAGCAAGAAGAACACCAGCCUGCUUAAGGUGGCUCUGGAUGCACUGGGAGCACUGCUCAAAUCCAAGACCAACGCUCGCCGUGCAGUGGAUGGUGGACAUGUGCACGUCUUGCUGGCUCUGUACCAGGACUGGCAUCAAAAUGACACACGGCAUCGCCACAUGCUGAUUCGCAAAGGGCUGCUGGUCUGCCUCAGGAACAUCACCAACAUCAAGCUCGGCAGGAAGGCAUUCAUAGACGCUGAUGGCAUGAGGAUCCUUUACAACUCGUCCACCGAGUGUCUCCCGGUGCGGACUCUGGAUCCACUUCUCAACACCUCGAGUCUCAUCAUGAGGAAGUGUUUUCCUAAGAACCGUCUGCCGCUUCCCACCAUCAAAUCAGCCUUCCAUUACGAGCUGCCACAUGUUCCUGCUGUAGGGCCUGUGGCGCAACUGUACAGCCAGCCACCUGGGGGAAGAAAAAUGCAUCAGCUCUGCGACAGGCCCUUAAAGAAGGUGGAUGAUGUGGUGGAUGAAAGUGACGAUAACGAGGAGACAGACGCGGACACAGAGAACGAUACUGAGAAUGAAGAGGACGAGAAAGAUCAACGCACUGCGACUUUACAUUUAGUUAAGUCUUUGUGUCCUUUUGAUCAGAAUGAUGACAUCGAGACGGACCUAAACAAGCUACAUCCCAAAAAGAACCCGGGACGUCCCUUCGAGGAAUUGAGGGUCUAUGAGAGGUUCUUCUUGGAGCUUUCUGAAGACUUCCAGGGUUAUAACUUUGAACCAUCAAAGAGUGCCUCUUCCACAUCAUCAUCGUCUUUCUCCUCAACUCGAUCCAGUCGGCCCAUCAUAGUGCCGACAGCUCAAGCCCUGUCCCCAAAGCACGUCCCCAUAACGAGCUCUCUGGAGGAUCGCAACCCUACCAAAGGAGAUCACAAGCCGCCGUCUCCUUCUGUGCCCGCUCCUGCUCCUCCUGCUCCUCUAACGCCUCUAGAACUGGACACCAUCCACCUCACCAAGGACCAAGACAGAAAAGAGGAAGCCCACAUUCCUUCCCCCGACACACAUGCAACAUUGUCCUCCCUCACCAAGGCUCCUUCUCAAGCGCAGAUGCUAGAGCAGGACCUAGCACAUGUGUUGGAGUGUGUCUCUCUAGAAGCAGAGGGGGCUCUGAACACAGGAGAAGAAGUAGGAAGGGAAGUCAAACAGGAGGGAUCCCCAGUCAACGCCACAAGGCACAUACAGUCCCCACUGCUCUUGGGGGGCAUCACUACUCGUCGUGUGGGAGGAGGAGGAGGCAGUAACUGGGGUUCAGAUUGUGGCUCCGAGGGAGCCGAGGAUGAAGCAGGGGAAGGAGCCGUUCUGGAGGUGCCAGACACGGCGCUGCUCCUCCCGCUUCAUGACCCCGACCUUUACGUGGAGAUGGUGAAGGGAACACACUCCGUACCCCAGUACGCUGAAGUAGCUUACCCAGACUACUUUGGCCAUGUCGCCCCAACAUUCAGGGAGCCCCUUCAGGAGAGAGUUUAUGGUGUACAGAGGUCUAAAAUAUUCCAGGACAUUGAGAGGUUAAUUCAUCCCAAUGAUAUUGUGGAUAAAGUAGUCUACGACUUGGACAUUCCCAGUUGUCCCGUGAUUGAAGACAGUGGCGAAUCACUGAAGUUCAAUUCUCAGUUUGAGUCUGGCAACCUCAGGAAGGCAGUUCAAAUGAGGAAAUAUGAGUAUGACCUUGUGCUGAAUUCAGACAUCAACAGUAAUCACUACCACCAGUGGUUCUACUUUGAGGUCAGCGGCAUGCGCGUUGGAACCACCUACCGCUUCAACAUCAUCAACUCUGAGAAGUCAAACAGCCAGUUCAACUACGGCAUGCAGGUGCUGAUGUACUCUGUGCAGGAGGCGAUCAGUGGCAGGCCUCGCUGGGUCAGAACAGGAACCGACAUCUGUUACUACAAGAAUCACUUUGCUCGGAGUUCCAUUGCAGCAGGGGGUCAGAAAGGGAAGUCCUAUUAUACAAUGACCUUCAGCACAAGCUUCAGCCAUAAGGAUGAUGUCUGCUACUUUGCCUAUCAUUACCCGUACACAUACUCCACUCUUAAGAUGCACCUUUCCAAACUGGAGGCUUUGAGGACCUCACAGAUCUACCUGAGACAGGACGUCCUCUGUGAAACUCUGGGGGGAAACAGCUGCCCCCUUCUCACCAUCACUGCAAUGCCAGAAUCCAACUCUAAUGAUCACAUCUGUCAGUUUAGGAAUCGUCCAUUGAUCUUCCUGUCGGCCAGAGUGCACCCUGGAGAGACCAACGCCAGCUGGGUAAUGAAGGGCACGCUGGAGUUCCUGAUGGGCACCAGCCCACUGGCAGCCAGCCUGAGAGAGGCCUACAUCUUCAAGAUAGUCCCCAUGCUCAACCCAGACGGAGUUAUAAAUGGAAAUCAUCGUUGUUCUCUGAGUGGAGAGGACUUGAAUCGCCAGUGGCAGAACCCCAAUCCUGAGCUCCACCCCACCAUCUACCACACUAAGAGCCUGCUGCAGUACCUUGCACACAUACAAAGGGCCCCACUGGUGUUCUGCGACUACCACGGUCAUUCCAGGAAGAAGAAUGUGUUCAUGUACGGCUGCAGCGUGAAAGAGACAGUCUGGCAAUCCAAUAUCAGUGCUACGUCCAGCGACUUACAAGAGGACCUUGGAUACAGAGCGCUUCCUAAGAUCCUGUCCCAGAUCGCCCCGGCCUUCAGCAUGGCCAGCUGUAGUUUUGUUGUGGAGCGCUCCAAAGAGUCAACAGCCCGUGUUGUUGUAUGGAGAGAGAUAGGAGUGCAGCGCAGCUACACCAUGGAGAGCACGCUGUGUGGUUGUGACCAGGGAAAAUAUAAGGGUCUUCAGAUCGGCACCAGAGAGCUGGAGGAGAUGGGAGCUCAGUUCUGUGUGGCCCUGCUGAGGCUGAAGAGGCUGACGGGGAACCGCAAUCACCAAUACCUGCUGGAUUUAGAGAGCGAUAUCAUUGGGACUCAGUCUAAAGUGGUCAGCAGCAGCCCCACCACCUACGUGAUGGAGGAGGAUGAGCCGUCCUUUCUGGAGGCGAUAGACUACAGCGCCGAGAGCAACGAUGAGGACGCCGAGCCUGAAAACGAGCUCGCCCCCGAAGUCCAAGAGAAUCCCAACCACCUCGAUCAGCUGUCGGACUGCGAGACGAAUCACAGGGACUAACGCUGAAGUGUUAAUCUCCCUGAUAUCUGGCAAUUUGAGUUUCUAACCAGCCGGUGCUUGGAUUGUCAGCUGAUCUAAAAAUGAAAUAUUCACAGGUGAAAUAGUUAAAACACACUUCUCACUUUGUGAAUAAAUAGCUUAGAUUUAACACCGUAUAUAGACACUUAAGGAUGCUACGUAGGCUACAUUGAGGUGCUCCUUCCCCAGAUGGAUUGAUUUUGUUGGCCCACUGGAGACUACUGUGUUGCUCUAUGAAUGUUCUCACCUUUCACCAUCAUACUAUAACCUUCAUGGACUGUAACCCCUGACCUCAGACACCAUAUAGCCUCUGAGAUUCACUUAUAGCUAGCAAGAGCAGCAAACAGCAGGCACCGCCGCUCCUUAACUCCAACCCUUGUCCACAUGCUCAUUUCCUCACAGCCAAUCUUACACUGAAGCUACCUGACCAGGCUGUGGUAGUGUUAUAGAGCCAGUGGCUUCUUAAAGGUACUGUUAUUGAAACUCGACUCUCACACAUCACUUUGUGUUUGGUUAAAACUUAUUUCCUUUUUCCUUCCUUUCUUUAUUCUCACCCGGCACUUUAACUUUUUAUUCCUUUUGGGGACACUUCCUUGUGUCCUUCCUCGCUUGCAUCCUUCCUUACAUUUUUUCUGACAAGGUAGUGGUGUCUAAACGGGAUGCAGGGAUAAAAAAAUAAAAUAAACCUACUCCGAUAUAUCUACACUUGAGCUGUGACCUCACUUCCUCCAUUAACCCCUCCGUCUUUGGCCGGAGUGCUCAUGGUCAGAUUAUCUAUGUGCUGUUUGCCUUGCUUUAUCCAGAACUGAAACUAUUUAUAUUAAUCUAAUGUAGAAUGUUCACGUCUUUAUCAAGACAAACCUUGUACUAUAAAAAAUAAUGCAGAUAUAAACCACAAACUAACUAAGAUAUUUGAGAUUCUAGGGUCUUGUACAGCAUCAAAAACAUGAAGAUGGCAUGUUAAAUACCCACAUGCACUGUUGGUGUUUUUAAUAAUAGACCGUAUUUAAAUGACAAAGCAGUUAGGAACAAAACACAUGAGCUUCAGAGAGCAGAAAACCCUUUUGCACUUUGGAUAAACACUACACACAAAGAGAAAACAAACUGAUUCACUUUGCAAUGUCACAGUUUGCAAACCUCAGCUUCAGUCACCUCAUUAUUUUAAAGUUCUCAGAGUCCAGUCCAAAGCUAGUGGUAACAUUGCUGUGAUGUUUUUAAAACUAUACUGGAAUUUAGUUUCCUUUUUUUAUCUGUUCCUGAGUUCUAUAUGUACAUUUUGUGGAUUUGCUGAGGAGAGACACAUGCAUUAACACAGACGGUGCUUUGUAACGAGAGUAUAAUGUAGUUUGUUUGAUUAUUUCUUCAUUUGUUCAUGGAGAUGAGGUACUUUUCUGUUGCAUUUGUACAGCUAGCGCAUGGCUAUUUUCAGUUGUUUUUGAUCUGUAAUUUAUUAAGUAUUGUUUUCUGGGAUGCAAACUUGUAUGUAUAUGAGGCUUUUUUGAGUGUAUGAGUGAAAGUGUGUUUGCAGAAGUUAUUCCAUUAUUCAGCUCAGCUAAUGCUCUUACAGUGUUUUUCUUAUUUCAAUUUGAUUAUCCUCUCUCUCUCUCUCUCUCUCUCCCCCCCACUCCCCCUGAACAGUUUCUCUCUCCUUCCCUCUAACCUCCUUCAUUCCCUUGUUUUCUAUCCUUCUCUUGGCUCUACUUACUUUCACAUUUCACUCAUCAACAACUUACAAACCCAGGGAGGUCACUGUUCUUGGCUCGCCGGUGUGUCUAUGGGAUAUAUAUAUAAUGUGAAUGAACGUCCCUGUGAGAAUUGUGUAUGCUGUUAUAUUUAUGUUUGUCCUUUGCAGUUUACGUCGGGCUUCUUUUGUCUUAUGUUCGUUUCGAGGAAAACAAGCAGUGAUAGCGAUUCAUUUUAAGUUGAUCGUAACGCAGAAAAUGAAGAUAUGGGAAAUAAAAUGUGAAU
Messenger RNA from Anoplopoma fimbria (sablefish), 6078 nucleotides. It is a transcript of the gene agtpbp1, whose product is annotated as ATP/GTP binding carboxypeptidase 1. The record is from RefSeq and is a predicted model, not a curated record. Gene Ontology annotation, molecular function: metallocarboxypeptidase activity; zinc ion binding. Bases 268 to 4092 code for a protein of 1274 amino acids. Lineage: Eukaryota; Metazoa; Chordata; Actinopteri; Perciformes; Anoplopomatidae. Gene Ontology annotation, biological process: protein side chain deglutamylation; proteolysis; C-terminal protein deglutamylation. The transcript is spliced from 28 exons.